Fusarium falciforme is the source of this 1221-nucleotide messenger RNA. Its product is annotated as Ketol-acid reductoisomerase, mitochondrial. NCBI's taxonomy places the organism in Eukaryota, Fungi, Ascomycota, Sordariomycetes, Hypocreales, Nectriaceae. Bases 1 to 1221 code for a protein of 406 amino acids. The transcript has 3 exons. Gene Ontology annotation, cellular component: mitochondrion. Gene Ontology annotation, molecular function: ketol-acid reductoisomerase activity. The record is from RefSeq and is a predicted model, not a curated record. Gene Ontology annotation, biological process: L-valine biosynthetic process.
AUGGCCUCCCGCAGCUUCACCAAGACCCUCCGCGCCCCCGUGGCCCGCCAAUUGGCCUCUGUGCCCCGCGUCCAGCAGCGCACCUUUGUUGCUGCUGCCCGCGCCGCCGUCCGCGCUGGUGCUGUCGCCCGCCCCGUUGCUGCCGGUCCUGCUCAGCAGCAGAUCCGUGGUGUGAAGACCAUUGACUUCGCUGGCCACAAGGAGGACGUCUACGAGCGUGCCGACUGGCCCCAGGAGAAGCUCCUUGAGUACUUCAAGAACGACACCCUGGCCCUCAUCGGCUACGGCUCUCAGGGUCACGGCCAGGGUCUUAACCUCCGUGACAACGGUCUCAACGUCAUUGUUGGUGUCCGAAAGAACGGCAAGUCCUGGAAGGACGCUGAGCAGGAUGGCUGGGUUGCCGGCAAGAACCUGUUCGAUGUCGACGAGGCCAUCUCCCGUGGUACCAUCGUCAUGAACCUCCUCUCCGAUGCUGCCCAGUCUGAGACCUGGCCCGCCAUCAAGCCCCAGCUCGUCAAGGGCAAGACCCUCUACUUCUCCCACGGUUUCUCCCCCGUCUUCAAGGACCUCACCAAGGUCGAGGUCCCCACCGACAUCGACGUCAUCCUCUGCGCCCCCAAGGGCUCUGGCCGAACCGUCCGAUCCCUCUUCCGUGAGGGCCGUGGUAUCAACUCCUCCUUCGCCGUCUACCAGGACGUCACUGGCAAGGCUGAGGAGAAGGCCAUCGCCCUCGGUGUCGCCAUCGGCUCCGGCUACCUCUACAAGACCACCUUCGAGAAGGAGGUCUACUCUGACCUCUACGGUGAGCGUGGCUGCCUGAUGGGUGGUAUCCACGGCAUGUUCCUUGCUCAGUACGAGGUUCUCCGUGAGCGCGGCCACAGCCCCAGCGAGGCCUUCAACGAGACCGUCGAGGAGGCUACUCAGUCCCUGUACCCCCUCAUCGGUGCCAACGGCAUGGACUGGAUGUACGAGGCCUGCUCCACCACUGCCCGUCGUGGUGCCAUUGACUGGAGCCCCCGCUUCAAGGAUGCCCUGAAGCCCGUCUUCAACCAGCUGUACGACUCCGUCAAGGAUGGCUCCGAGACCAAGCGAUCCCUCGAGUACAACAGCCAGCCCGACUACCGUGAGAAGUACGAGGCUGAGAUGCAGGAGAUCCGGGAUCUCGAGAUCUGGCGCGCCGGCAAGGCCGUCCGCGCUCUCCGACCCGAGAACCAGAAGUAA